Molecule: messenger RNA, 2401 nt
Organism: Physcomitrium patens
Lineage: Eukaryota; Viridiplantae; Streptophyta; Bryopsida; Funariales; Funariaceae
Source: RefSeq, a predicted model, not a curated record
AUCUGCAAGUAUCGUUUCUCGAGCCAUAUCUGAUGUUAGAAAUAUGGAAGCUCAUAAUCGGCGAUCAGGGUUCGAAUGUGGGUCACGUCAUAGAGCACAUUUUAGGAUGGGUCGAAUUCACAACCCUGGGAAGAUCGCGCCUCUUCUCCUCACAUGCAUCUGAAAACAUGUUGGGCUACCAAAAUUUGCAAUUUGUGGAACCGCCCAUAUGAGGUGGUUUGCAGGACCCACUUUUUUUGUCUUUUGAUCCUUGGAUUUAUUCCUGCUGCUCCGUUUCCCCCUCACCAACCCUUAGUGCGUCUGCUCCGAUGUCGAUGUCGGUAACCGAUUUAUUUCUUUCUUCCUCCUUUACCUUUGACAGUAAUCGAUUCUAUUCUCUUGUCUAUCAUUCGCGGUAUGGAUGAUGGCUAUGUUUAUUUUCCAGAACAUCUCCUAAUUUGGCGAAUGGUUUAGCUUGACUUAGAAUGCGUGGAAGUUUAGGAGUGAAUCCUCAAAAACUUGAACAAGAGGAUCUUGGUGGAGGAAUUGUUCGAGGAUCGUGGUUCUAGAUGAGAGAAGCAUUCCCUUCACGGCGGCUUUAUUCCUUGUCACUGUGCUGUAGUGUUACAAGACAACACUAGGUGCUAAUUUAUGCCGAUCCCGUAGUUUAGGGUAAAGUGUGUGCGUAAAACCGACAAUUGACAUAAGGCUUUGAGACUUUGAAGAAGAUAAUGGCGCUCUGAUUGGGCAAUUCAACAACCCAGCUCCUCACAAACUCGAUGAAAAUUUGUGGAAAAACCGAGAGAUGAUUGAAGAAAUGCUUCAUCUUUUGUCAAAGAGGAAGUGGCCUUCGUCGCUGAAGGGUAAUGUUUCUUCCGAGUUGGAGCCAGUUGCAGAGCGCAUUAAAAAGAUGGAGGUUGGCUUGCAACAGUUGCUGGAUAAACUUGUAGCAUUUCAGAAAGUUCAAAGUGAAAGGAUUUUCAGCAUGGUUCUUACGUAUAUGCCUCAAGAUUUCCGAUUGACCUAUCUCAAACAAUAUCGGGAGCGUUCUGAGAAAAAGAAACAAGCCGAAGUUGAUAAUCUAAUGGCAUCUGGGGGAAGUAUUCACGACAAAUAUGUACUUCUCUGGAGCCAGCAAAUGGAAAGACGGCGUCAAUUAGCGCAGCUAGGUUCUGCUACUGGUGUUUUUCGAACACUUGUCAAGUAUCUUGUAGGGUGCCCUCAGGUGCUAUUGGAGUUUGUUUGUAAAAUCAAUGAUGACCAUGGGCCAAUGGAGGAGCAGAGAGAGCGAUAUGGACCUUCUCUAUACAAGCUGACUACCUUCGCAGUUGCUUUACGAGUUUUUCUUGCAGUGUGGUGGUCUGCAUUCGAUUGUGAAGACAUAAGUAGGGAGGAGAUGCUGGAGGUUCUGGAGCAGUCAGUGGAGGCUUACAAAUUCGACUUUACACGUUAUCUUGACUUCAUGCAGGAAGUGUUCAAGAACUCUCCCUUCUUCAUUACUCCUGAAGAAGCAGGAAUAGCAGCUUCUGCUGAUCAAGAUUAUAAGGAGGCAACCAUUGCUGCAGGGAAAACACAUGAGGUUAUUCUGCCAGUGAAAUAUGAGGGUGCAUUGGUUGCCUGGGAUUUUCGAUUAACUUCUGGAAAGGAUAUUGGGUUCAGCGUGGAGUUAGUUGAUUCAUCUAGAGCAACAAGGCCCAUGUUUCCAUAUCAAAGAUAUGAAACUCAUCAGGGCAGUUUCCAAUCUCCGUGUGUUGGAAAUUACAGGCUGGUCUGGGAUAAUACUUAUUCUAACUUUUAUCGCAAGUACUUGCGUUACAAAGUAGACGAGAUUCCGCCAGUGCUAGAGGAGGCAGUUAUCGAAGGGACAGAAGUAUCCACAAGUUCUGAUUCCACUCUUACCUGAAAUUUGAUCAUUUAGUGAAGCUAGGACUUGUACUUCUGGAGCAAUGGAGGCCAUUGUAUAUGAGUUAAAGACCUGCUCCAAGCUUGAGUUUAAAUUUGUAUUCUUACCUCAUUUUCAUGGCUUAGUACAGUGAACACAAUUGGUCCACCUCCUAGGAACAUUUCCAGAGGGUAAGAUCUGGAUGAAGAGUUAGAAAUCCCCUCACUUGGCCUCAGAACUGUUGACAGUUUUGGGUUACCACAUUACUGAAGACAGGGAAGGCAAUCCAGAUGCAAAUGGUUGAGCCUCUACAGCAUUUGAUUUUAUAGUUCAGGCUGACGUUUAGCAGCCGUCUCUAGUACUGUGUUCAUCGUAUUCAUGAACGACCUAGUUAUGUUUAUCUUAUUAUAAAUCUUCAUUCAGUCAAUGAAAAAGGGAAUGUACGGAAUAGAAUGUUUCAUGUUUUUUCUUUAGUUGUAUUCUUUCAUGCUGUUGGCAAUAGCAUUGUUAUGACAAACAAUAAACACGCCUGUUAACGUU